ACUGUCGCUUGAUGGCACUUAAGUCAUCUGGUUGUUUAACAGCACAGUAAAAUAAUCAAACCUUCAGGACACUUCAGACAGGCUGUUCCAGUUCCCCUUUUUAGAGGAAGGCAUAAAUCAGCUUUGUAAGGGAGGGGAAAACCCCUCAGUCACCCUUGGCAUCUUUUGAGAAGUGUGUGACAUGUCAAGGCCAGAUUGAUUUCCCAGGCGUUCAUCUGUUGCAACUCAACUACCAGAUCUGGCACCCUCACAAUGCAAGGAGCAUGAACAGAGAGAGGUCUCUUGAAAGGGGAGCCCCAGAGGGACUCGCUUCAACUCUGCAGCAUGGUGAACGGAGCCUGGGCAGCCACAACCACCCCCAGCAGCUGGCUUUUCCUUUCUGGCCAUGAGGCACAAGUGUUCGUAUCUGAGCCCUGGAGACUGUUGGGGGGAGGAAUCUGUGGCCCCUCCCCUGAGCCCGUCACCUCUAUAUAGAAGGGACAGCGCAUCAGGCUCGGUCUGCCCAGCUGCUAGCAAGCACCCGUCCGGACGCGCCUGCAUCUUCGGCUUUCUUCCUGGACUUCUGUGCCCUUUAAGCCAAAAUGGCACAGAAGAGCCAACUCGGUGAUGAUGAGAAAUUCCUUUUUGUGGAUAAGAACAUCAUCAACACCACAGUGGCCCAGGCCGACUGGUCAGCCAAGAAGCUGGUCUGGGUCCCUUCAGAGAAGCAUGGCUUUGAAGCCGCGAGCAUCAAGGAGGAGAAGGGGGAUGAGGUGCUGGCCGAGCUGGCCGAGAACGGGAAGAAAGUGACCUUCAGCAAGGAUGACAUCCAGAAGAUGAACCCGCCCAAGUUUUCCAAGGUGGAGGACAUGGCUGAGCUCACCUGCCUCAAUGAAGCCUCCGUCCUGCACAACCUCCGGGAGAGAUACUUCUCAGGCCUCAUUUACACCUAUUCAGGGCUUUUCUGCGUGGUGGUCAACCCUUACAAGCAGCUGCCCAUCUACUCGGAGAAGAUCGUGGACAUGUACAAGGGGAAGAAGCGCCAUGAGAUGCCGCCCCACAUCUACGCCAUUGCCGACACCGCCUACCGGAGCAUGUUGCAGGAUCGAGAGGAUCAAUCCAUCCUUUGCACGGGAGAAUCGGGUGCAGGCAAGACAGAAAACACCAAGAAAGUGAUUCAGUAUUUGGCCGUGGUUGCCUCCUCCCAUAAGGGUAAAAAAGACACCAGCAUCACGCAAGGGCCGAGUUUUGCUUACGGCGAGUUGGAAAAGCAACUUCUCCAGGCCAAUCCCAUCCUGGAAGCUUUUGGGAACGCCAAAACUGUGAAGAAUGAUAACUCCUCCCGAUUCGGCAAAUUUAUCCGCAUCAACUUUGACGUGACGGGAUACAUCGUGGGAGCAAAUAUUGAAACCUAUUUGCUGGAAAAAUCUCGCGCUAUUCGGCAGGCCCGAGAGGAAAGGACCUUCCACAUCUUUUAUUAUUUACUUGCUGGGGCCAAUGAACAAAUGAAGAUGGACCUUCUGCUGGAAGGGUUCAACAACUACACGUUCCUCUCCAACGGCUACGUGCCCAUUCCUUCUCAGCAGGACAACGAAAUGUUCGAGGAGACCCUGGAAGCUAUGACUAUUAUGGGAUUCACAGAGGAAGAGCAAAUCGCAAUGCUGAAAGUCGUCUCAUCAGUUCUCCAGCUUGGCAAUAUUGUCUUCAAGAAGGAGAGAAACACCGAUCAGGCAUCCAUGCCGGACAACACAGGUAGGUGCCAAGCACCCGGUCAGCCAUGGAUGGUCUUCACGAUGGGGUUUCUUUUUUUUUUUUUUUUAUUCAAGGUCGGACGAGACGUUGUUCAGAAGGCACAGACCAAGGAACAGGCUGAUUUCGCAAUAGAGGCCUUGGCCAAAGCAACAUACGAACGCCUCUUCCGUUGGAUCCUGACCCGGGUGAACAAAGCCCUUGACAAAACCAAAAGGCAAGGCGCCUCCUUCUUGGGCAUCCUGGACAUUGCCGGCUUUGAAAUUUUCGAGAUCAAUUCUUUUGAGCAGCUUUGCAUCAACUAUACCAACGAGAAGCUCCAGCAGCUCUUCAACCACACCAUGUUCAUCCUGGAACAGGAAGAAUACCAGCGCGAAGGCAUCGAGUGGAAUUUUAUUGACUUUGGGCUGGACCUGCAGCCUUGCAUUGAGCUGAUCGAAAGGCCGAAUAACCCUCCAGGCGUCUUGGCCUUGCUGGAUGAGGAAUGCUGGUUUCCAAAAGCUACCGACACCUCCUUCGUGGAGAAGUUGUGUACCGAGCAAGGCAACCACCCCAAGUUCCUGAAGCAGAAGCAGCUAAAGGACAAAACCGAGUUCUGCAUCGUCCACUACGCUGGAAAGGUUUCCUACAACGCCAGUGCCUGGCUGACCAAAAACAUGGACCCUCUGAAUGACAAUGUGACGGCCUUGCUAAAUCAGUCGUCUGAGAAGUUUGUGGCAGAUCUCUGGAAAGAGGUGGACCGCAUUGUGGGCCUGGACCAGAUGGCCAAGAUGACCGAGAGCUCCCUACCCAGCGCUUCCAAGACCAAGAAGGGCAUGUUCCGGACGGUGGGGCAGCUGUACAAGGAGCAGCUAACGAAGCUCAUGACCACCUUAAGGAACACCAACCCGAACUUUGUCCGCUGCAUCAUCCCAAACCAUGAGAAAAGGGCAGGGAAGCUGGACGCCCACCUGGUGCUGGAGCAGCUGAGGUGCAACGGGGUUUUGGAGGGCAUCCGCAUCUGCCGCCAGGGCUUCCCAAACAGGAUUGUUUUCCAGGAAUUCCGGCAGCGGUAUGAAAUCCUGGCUCCUAACGCCAUCCCAAAGGGCUUCAUGGAUGGGAAGCAGGCCUGCAUCCUGAUGAUCAAAGCCCUGGAAUUGGAUCCCAACCUGUACAGGAUUGGCCAGAGCAAGAUCUUCUUCCGGACUGGUGUCCUGGCUCACCUGGAGGAGGAGCGAGACCUCCGGAUCACAGACAUCAUCAUCUCCUUCCAAGCCCAAUGCCGGGGCUACCUGGCCAGAAAGGCUUUUGCCAAGAGACAGCAACAACUGACCGCCAUGAAGGUCAUCCAGAGGAACUGCGCUGCUUACCUGAAGCUGAGAAACUGGCAGUGGUGGAGACUCUUCACCAAAGUGAAACCGCUGCUGCAGGUCACCCGGCAAGAGGAAGAGAUGCAGGCCAAGGACGAGGAGCUGAAGAUGGUGAAGGAGAGGCAUAUCAAGGCCCAGGGUGAGCUGAAGGAGCUGGAGCUCAAGCACAACCAGCUGACCGAAGAGAAGAACCUGCUUCAGGAGCAGCUGCAGGCUGAGACCGAGCUCUACGCGGAGGCCGAGGAGAUGCGGAUUCGCCUGGCUGCCAAGAAGCAGGAGCUGGAGGAGAUCCUGCAUGAGAUGGAGGUCCGGAUCGAGGAGGAAGAGGAGCGUGGGCAGCAGCUACAGACCGAGAAGAAGAAGCUGCAGCAGCAGAUGCUGGACUUGGAGGACCAGCUGGAGGAGGAAGAAGCUGCAAGGCAGAAGCUGCAGCUGGAGAAGGUCACCGCGGAAGGGAAAAUCAAGAAAAUGGAGGACGACAUCUUGGUCAUGGAAGACCAAAACAACAAGCUCUCCAAGGAAAGGAAGCUUCUGGAGGAAAGAGUCAGUGAUUUGACAACAAACCUGGCCGAGGAGGAAGAAAAAGCCAAGAACCUGACCAAGCUGAAGAACAAGCAUGAGUCCAUGAUUUCGGAACUGGAAGUCCGCCUGAAGAAGGAAGAAAAAUGCCGGCAAGAACUAGAGAAAAUGAAGAGGAAGCUGGAGGGGGACUCGAGCGACUUCCAUGAGCAGAUCGCUGACCUCCAGGCCCAGAUUGCUGAGCUGAAGAUGCAGCUGGCCAAGAAGGAGGAGGAGCUGCAGGCUGCCUUGGCCAGGCUGGAAGAUGAGAUGAGCCAGAAGAACAACGCGCUGAAAAAGAUCCGGGAGUUGGAAGCCCACAUCUCGGACUUGCAGGAGGACCUGGACUCUGAGCGGGCGGCUCGCAACAAGGCCGAGAAGCAGAAGCGGGACCUGGGCGAGGAGCUGGAGGCCCUCAAGACAGAGCUGGAAGACACCUUGGAUAGCACAGCCACCCAGCAGGAACUCAGAGCGAAGAGGGAGCAGGAGGUGACGGUGCUGAAGCGAGCGCUGGAGGAGGAGACACGAGCCCACGAGGCCCAGGUGCAGGAGAUGCGCCAGAGACAUACGCAGGCCGUGGAGGAGUUGGCUGAGCAGCUGGAGCAGUUCAAGCGGGCCAAGGCCAACCUGGACAAGACCAAGCAGACAUUGGAGAAAGGCAACGCGGACCUGAGCAACGAGAUCCGGUCGCUCAACCAGGCCAAGCAGGAGGUGGAGUACAAGAAGAAGAAGCUGGAGGGGCAAAUGCAGGAGCUGCAGUCCAAGUUUGCCGAUGGGGAGCGAGUCCGGACGGAGCUCAACGAGAAAGUCCACAAACUGCAGGCAGAGGCUGAAAGCAUGGCGGUGCUCCUGAACGAAGCCGAGGGCAAGAGCAUCAAGCUGACCAAAGAUGUGGUGACUCUGAGCUCCCAGCUGCAAGACACGCAGGAGCUGCUGCAGGAGGAAACUCGGCAGAAGCUCAACCUGUCCACCAAGCUUCGGCAAGUGGAGGACGAGAAGAACAGCCUGCAGGAGCAGCUGGAGGAAGAGGUGGAAGCCAAGCAGAAUCUGGAGAGGCAGGUUUCAACCUUAAACGUGCAGCUCUUGGACUCCAAGAGGAAGAUACAAGAGUAUCUUGGCACCAUUGAAACCAUGGAGGAAGGCAAGAAGAGGCUCCAGAAGGAAGUAGAGGGCCUCACCCAGCAGUUUGAGGAAAAAGCUGCUUCAUACGACAAACUGGAAAAAACCAAGAACCGGCUUCAGCAGGAGCUGGAUGACCUUGUGGUUGACCUGGACAACCAACGUCAGAUGGUUUCUAACCUGGAGAAGAAGCAGAAGAAAUUUGACCAGAUGCUUGCUGAAGAGAAGAACAUCUCUUCCAAAUAUGCUGAGGAACGAGACCGAGCAGAAGCCGAAGCCAGAGAAAAGGAGACUAAAGCACUUUCACUGGCCCGAGCUCUGGAGGAGGCCCUGGAAGCCAAGGAGGAGCUGGAGAGGACCAACAAAUUGCUGAGAGCAGAGAUGGAAGACCUCGUGAGUUCCAAGGAUGAUGUUGGCAAGAACGUCCAUGACCUAGAGAAGUCCAAACGGGCCCUGGAGCAGCAGAUGGAAGAAAUGAAGACUCAGCUGGAGGAGCUGGAAGAUGAGCUGCAGGCCACCGAAGAUGCCAAACUGAGGCUGGAGGUCAACAUGCAAGCGCUGAAAGGGCAGUUCGAGAGGGACUUGCAAGCCAGGGAUGAGCAGAACGAAGAGAAGCGCCGGCAGCUGCAGAAGCAGCUCCAUGAGCUGGAAGUAGAACUGGAAGACGAGCGCAAGCAACGGGGCCUGGCAGCAGCCGCCAAGAAGAAGCUGGAGGUGGACCUCAAAGACCUGGAAGGACAGGUGGACUCUGCCAUCAAGGGCCGCGAGGAAGCCAUCAAGCAGCUGCGGAAACUGCAGGCCCAGAUGAAGGACUUCCAGCGGGAGCUGGAUGAUGCCCGGGCUGCCCGGGAAGAGGUCUUUGCCACCGCCCGGGAGAACGAGAAGAAGGCGAAGAACCUGGAGGCGGAGCUCAUGCAGCUGCAAGAAGACUUGGCUGCCGCAGAACGGGCUCGGAAGCAGGCGGAGCAGGAGAAGGAGGACCUGGCGGAAGAGCUGGCCAGCUCUGCCUCCGGGAGGACCAGCCUGCAGGACGAGAAGCGCCGCUUGGAAGCCCGGAUCUCCCAGAUGGAGGAGGAGCUGGAGGAGGAGCAGGGCAACAUGGAGGCCAUGAGUGACCGCUUCCGCAAGGCGGUGCAGCAGUCAGAGCAGCUGAGCAACGAGCUGGCCACGGAGCGUGCCACGGCACAGAAGAACGAGAGCGCCCGCCAGCAGCUGGAGCGGCAGAACAAGGAGCUGAGGUCCAAGCUGCAGGAGAUGGAGGGGGCUGUCAAGUCCAAGUUCAAGGCCACCAUCUCGGCCCUGGAGGCCAAAAUCAGCCAGCUGGAAGAGCAACUGGAGCAGGAGUCCAGGGAAAAGCAGAUGGCGGCCAAGGCCCUGCGUCAGAAGGACAAGAAGCUGAAGGAGACCCUGCUGCAGGUGGAGGAUGAGAGGAAGCAGGCCGAGCAGUACAAGGACCAGGCAGACAAGGGCAGCGCCCGGGUGAAGCAGCUAAAGCGGCAGCUGGAGGAGGCGGAAGAGGAGUCCCAACGCAUCAACGCCAGCCGCCGGAAGCUGCAGCGGGAGCUGGACGAGGCCACGGAGAGCAAUGAGGCCAUGGGGCGGGAGAUGGUGGCCCUGAAGAGCAAGCUCAGGCGCGGGAAUGAGCCGGUGUCCUUCGCCCCCUCACGCCGAUCGGGGGGUGCUGGUGGUGGCCGGCGGUCGGUUGAAAAUGCCGCCGAAGGUUCCGAGGAAGAGGGAGAUCCCCGGGAUGCAAAUUUCAACGGAACAAAAUCCAGUGACUAACCAGCUCCCACCACCACCACGCUUGCCCGUUUGACUGCUGCACAGAAAAAGGAAAAGGGGGGGGGGCAUUAGCAGCACUCUAGGCCGCUUUGCCUGUUCCAAAGCCACGUCCUCCCCACCCACAGCUGCCUGUACUCCCCCAUAGACACUGAGCUGCGGCGGCCUUAGUCGCGCAGCUGCCUUUCUGCAAGGGUCACACCCGUGCCUGGCUGACCAGACCAGGGCCACCCCCCAGAAGUGCUCUGUACCCCUAGGAGACAAAGCCCACUUGCCUUGUCCCCCCCCCUCAAAUUGUUGUUCUUCCCCAAUGCUUCCAGCCUUUUAGAAGGCACCCCAAUAUUUGCCAAAACCCAAGUGGCUUUUUGAGUCACUGCUUUGGGGGUGGGUGGGAGGGGAGGG
This is a messenger RNA of Ahaetulla prasina, 6935 nucleotides long. RefSeq names its product myosin heavy chain 11 (gene MYH11). The transcript has 42 exons. Bases 582 to 6536 code for a protein of 1984 amino acids. Gene Ontology annotation, cellular component: myosin complex. Gene Ontology annotation, molecular function: cytoskeletal motor activity; ATP binding; actin filament binding. The record is from RefSeq and is a predicted model, not a curated record. NCBI's taxonomy places the organism in Eukaryota, Metazoa, Chordata, Lepidosauria, Squamata, Colubridae.